Molecule: messenger RNA, 3682 nt
Organism: Lutzomyia longipalpis
Lineage: Eukaryota; Metazoa; Arthropoda; Insecta; Diptera; Psychodidae
Product: multidrug resistance protein homolog 49-like
Exons: 5
Coding region: 44-3655 (1203 amino acids)
Biological process (GO): transmembrane transport
Cellular component (GO): membrane
Molecular function (GO): ATP binding; ABC-type transporter activity; ATP hydrolysis activity
Source: RefSeq, a predicted model, not a curated record
AAUUCCAGUGAGUUUUGUUGCACACGCCGAACUGAUAGCUCUGAUGAUUGAUCGAUCAACGACCAAUUCAACGGAGAUCAGUACGGUCUUGGUAUCCUUAUUUGGAGGUGGGAGGCUUCUUGUAAAUGCUACACCUUCAGAAAGCUCUGAAGCUCUAAAAGAGGAUGCUUUGGUGAACUUUUACGUCCUGGCGGUGACCUUUGUCAUUUUAGCUGUUAACAUUGGAUGGAUAAUCUAUGUUAUGAACAAUCUUGCUCUGAAACUGACAAUGAGGAUAAGAAGAAUUUACCUGAAGUCUAUCCUUAGUCAGGAUAUGACGUGGUUUGAUUCUCAGAGCAACAUUGAUGCAGCUAGUAAAAUUACAAGCAAUCUUGAUUUAAUAAAGGACGCUAUUGGUGAAAAGAUUGCAACAGCUACAUUUAAUUUGUCUGCAUUUACGUUUCAACUGACUACUGCUUUUCUAUGUGGAUGGGAACUAACUCUAGCCGUUGGUGGAAUGUGCAUUAUUGGAACAACUUUUUUCUCAGUCUACACCGAAAAGAAAGGAGUUCGCCUGACCGAGAAGGAAUUCGAAAGCUACUCCAAUGCUGGAGCAAUUUCCGAAGAAGUCUUCACAUCAAUUCGUACAGUUGUUGCUUUUGGCGGAGAGGAAAAAGAAUGUCAGAGAUAUGCUGAAAGUCUCAAAAGUGCCGAAAAGUCAAGCAUAAGAAAGAGUUUCUUUUUUGGACUUCAGAAUGGUGUUAUGUGGUUUCUGACCUUCAUCUACUACGGUUUAGGUUUUUACAUUGGAUUCUAUUUAAUUGAAAGAGACUCCAAAAAUCCUGAAGCUGAGAGACGAUACGAUGCUAAGGCUAUCAUACUAAUCAUAAAUUGUAUAACGAAUGCAUCGCAAUACAUGAUAAUGACCCUUCCAAGUGUUGAAACGAUCAUUUCAGCAAUUGGAGCAUCCAAAGCAAUUUACAAAAUUAUCGAUAAAAAGCCCGGGAUUAAUCCUUUUAGCAAAAAUGGUUUAAUUAUUGAAGAUUUGAAAGGAAAAAUUGAAUUUAAAAAUGUUCAUUUUAAUUAUCCUCAAAGAAACGAAACAGGAGUUCUGAAAGGCGUUAACUUUACUGUGACGUCAGGCAAAAGUAUUGCCCUAGUUGGGCAAUCUGGUUGCGGAAAAUCUACAUGCCUUCAACUUCUUCAACGUCUAUACGAUACCAGCGAGGGUGAGAUAUUGAUUGAUGGCAUCGGCAUUCGGCACUACAACACAGCUCAUUUGCGCUCCCAGAUUGGCGUCGUUGGUCAGGAGCCUGUUCUCUUCUCAACCACAAUUGCAGAAAAUAUUCGUUUUGGGAAUCCCGAUGCAACACAGGAAGAUAUUGAGAAGGCAGCCAAGAUUGCCAACUGCCACAAUUUUAUUGAGAAACUUCCACUGAAGUACGAAACAUUGGUUGGAGAAAAAGGAGCGCAACUGUCAGGUGGGCAGAAGCAGAGGAUUGCAAUAGCCAGAGCGGUUGUGAAGAAUCCAAAGAUUCUCCUCUUGGACGAAGCAACUUCUGCUCUUGACGCAGAAUCUGAGAGGAUCGUUCAAAAAGCUCUUGAUAGGGCUACAGAAGGAAGGACUACUAUAAUCGUGUCUCACAGGCUUUCAACAAUUCGAAAUGUUGAUGAAAUUGUUGUCUUUGAUCAAGGCGUUGUUGUGGAGAAAGGAACGCAUGAAGAUCUAAUUGAUCUAAAGGGAAUUUAUCAUAAACUUCGUGCAUUUGAUCCAACUAAUUAUUAUCUCAGGGAUCAAUGCAAUAAUUUCCAGGACACUGACUUAUUAGAUAAAGAAUACAAUGAAAAUGAAGAAGAAAAAGAACAGUCACAAAAGGCUUCUAUUAAAGCUCCUUUAAAAAAAGCUUAUGAAGAGAAAUCAAUUAAUACAAUGAGGAGGAUUUUUAAAAUGUGCUUAGUUGACUGGAAGCUCUACCUUGUGGGCUUUAUCAGUUCAAUUUUUAUUGGUUUAUCAUUUCCGCUCUGCUCCUUAAUUUACGGUGACUACUUCGAGGCAUUUGGAUCUGAUGGAAAGGAUAAAUUCAUGGAUAUUGCUCUCGUAGAAAUGAUUGAUUUAAUUCUAUUGGCUACAUUACUCGGAGCAGCGGGAAUCUUACAAAUUUACACACUUGGAAAGGCCGGCGUUCGGUUGACUUCUCAAUUAAGACGUAAAUUCUUCAAAGCCACACUUGAGCAGGACAUGAGUUGGUACGAUCAGCCAAAUAAUUCUCCAGGAGCCAUUUGCACAAGACUCUCCAAUGAUUGUGCAAACGUUCAAGGAGCAACUGGGAUACGCUUAGCUGGGAUUCUUCAAGUUAUCUCAUCAAUUCUUUUUGCAAUCUCCGUAGGACUUAUCAUUAACUGGAGACUAACCCUAAUUGUUUCCAUUACAAUUCCAUUGCUUCUUGUUGUUGCCUUCUUUGACUCUCAAUAUGCCAAAUCCAGUGCAGUUAAUGAGAAGAAAGCCAUGGAGAAUGCUUCAAGGAUAGCCGUUGAGGCGAUCUCAAACAUUCGUACAUUAGCCAGUUUAGGACAGGAGCAAUAUGUCCUGGAAAGGUUCAAUCGAGAGCUUGAGUCUGCUGAGAAGGAAGCUUUGAAGAGUAAAAGAUUUCGAGGAUUUGCUUAUUCACUAAAUUUAACGUCUUACGUAUUAUCCUAUGGAAUCGCAUAUUUCUUUGCAGCUCAUUUUAUGGCAAAUGGACAAAUUUCGAUUGUAGACGUAAUAAAAAUUGUUGAAGGAAUUAUCUACAGUUCGUGGGAAAUUGGUGUGGCUCUAAAUAUAGUACCAAAUGUUGAUUUAGCAAUUUCUUCAGCAGAAAAUAUCAUGAGAAUGUUGGAUAGAAAAUCCAAAAUACGAAAUUCCACUUUCAAUAUAAAAGAUCAUCCAAAGAUUGAAUCUUCGAUAAAAGUUAAUUACAAAAAUGUGGAAUUUCGUUACGUAACACGUCCUGACUUUCAAAUCUUGAAAGGACUCGAUCUGAAUAUCCCUACCGGGAAGACAGUAGCUCUUGUGGGACCAUCAGGAUGUGGGAAGUCCACGUGCAUGCAGCUUCUUCUUCGCUACUACGAUCCUGAUGAGGGAAAGGUGGAAGUUGAUGGCGUAUCGACGCAGGACUUUGCUCUGGGACGUCUUCGUUCGCAUGUGGGUCUCGUGUCGCAGGAGCCCGUCCUGUUUGAUCGAACCAUCGCUGAGAACAUCGCCUACGGAGAUAAUUCACGAGAUGUUCCCAUCGAGGAGAUCAUCGAAGCUGCCAAAGAGGCUCGAAUUCAUUCGGAAUUCGUCACAAAGCUACCACUCGGCUAUGACACUCCUCUGGGAUCGAGAGGGACGCAAUUGUCGGGUGGACAGAAGCAGAGGAUUGCGAUUGCGCGGGCUUUGGUGAGGAAGCCAAAGAUCCUUCUUCUGGACGAGGCCACAUCCGCCCUGGACACGGAGAGUGAGAAGACGGUGCAAAUGGCCCUUGAGAAAGCCAGCGAGAACCGCACGUGCAUCGUAAUUGCUCACAGGCUGUCCUCCAUUCGUAACGCUGAUCUCAUUUGUGUCAUCGAUCGCGGGCAGAUCGCCGAAAUGGGAACACAUGAAGAACUCCUCAACAGCGAUGGGCUCUACACGAAGCUCUACCAGGCAUCUUUGUAAUGCAAUAUGAGAAAAUAAAUUAAAAUU